ACAUUGACACAAUCCCCAGAAACUGAGUGAAUCAUGUCAACUCAACGAAAACUACUCAACGGUAGCAUUGUUUCCUUUGCAAUUUAUUACCUGUUUGUCCACGUGGUCUACGUGCACUCGGCGUUUAUUUCAAGAUACAGCGUUCCCAAAUCCACCGAGACCGAAUCCAUCGGUAGCUGGUACGCCGGUGCUUUCAGCGACCAGGAACAGGAGCGUGCGGACGCCUACCAACCACAUGCCGAUUCGCUUUCCAAAUGGAGAAAGCGUGUGUACCUCCUUAGACACGAGACGCCGGGAGAACACAAUUCCUUUAAGAAGGCCUACGCAAAUGAUGGCAGCGAAGCUUUCAAUGCCUAUGGAUUCCUUCGCGGUUGAUCGCCAAGAGCGAUAACUAUAUUUAGCAAUUUUGAUACAAGGAAAU
Dicrocoelium dendriticum is the source of this 421-nucleotide messenger RNA. Lineage: Eukaryota; Metazoa; Platyhelminthes; Trematoda; Plagiorchiida; Dicrocoeliidae. The record is from the annotation of a GenBank genome assembly.